Molecule: messenger RNA, 789 nt
Organism: Miscanthus lutarioriparius
Lineage: Eukaryota; Viridiplantae; Streptophyta; Magnoliopsida; Poales; Poaceae
Source: the annotation of a GenBank genome assembly
AUGAACGACGGUAGCGCGGCGCUAGGGGUCCCCUUGGCCGGCCUCACCGGCGACGACCCAAAGCUGUGGGUGCGCUUCUACCAGGGCACGUGGGUGCUGGCAACCUUUGUGCCUGGGAUCGCCCCCAUCCAGCAGAGCUUCAGGCCGCGCGGCGGCGACGUCGUCAUUGCGAGCAUUCCCAAGUCCGGCACCACAUGGCUCAAGGCCCUGGCGUUCGCCACCAUGGCGCGCGGCGUGUACCCACCGGACACCGCCGAGCACCCGCUGCUCCGGCUCAACCCGCACCAGUGCGUCACGAACUUGGAGCGGCUGUACAGCGCUGGGCAGGAGAGCAUGAUAGAGGCGCUGCCGUCGCCGAGGCUCCUGUCGACGCACAUGCACCACUCCAUCCUUCCCAGCUCUAUCAGCAAGAACCCUGACUGCAAGAUCGUCUACAUAUGCAGGAGAGGCAAGCCGGACGUCUCGUUCUCCGACUUGUUCGAGGCUGUCUGCCAAGGAACAUCUGUGAGCGGGCCUUUCUGGGACCAUGUCCUCGGGUACUGGAACGCGAGCAAGGCGACCCCGGAGGCGGUGCUGUUCCUGAGGUACGAGGACAUGCUGCGUGACCCCGCCGGCAACAAUCUGGAGGUCAACAAGCCAAGCUCGACCUCCCAGCCCUUGGCGAAUGACUGGUUCUUCAGGAAAGGGGAGGCCGAGGAUUGGGUGAACCACAUGACGCCCGACAUGGCUCGCCGUCUCGACGCCAUUGUCGAGGAGAAGCUCAGCGGCUCAGGACUCUCGUUCGCGUGA